AUGAAGGUCUCCAUUGUCGCAUUCGCCGCUGCUCUUUUCUUUGCUCAAGCUACCCAAGCAUCCAUUUGCUCUUGUCUUCCCAAGGCUGGCUGUGAAGCUGCUUGUCCUGCUGGAUCCCAUUGUGUUCAGAGUGAUAGCUACUGCCCUCCUCAAAACCCCGCUGGUGGUUGUGAUGCUGACCAUCGUUGGUACUGCAUCAGUAACUAG
Messenger RNA from Lichtheimia ornata, 207 nucleotides. RefSeq lists its product as uncharacterized. The record is from RefSeq and is a predicted model, not a curated record. The transcript has a single exon. NCBI's taxonomy places the organism in Eukaryota, Fungi, Mucoromycota, Mucoromycetes, Mucorales, Lichtheimiaceae. Bases 1 to 207 code for a protein of 68 amino acids.